UGAUGAUGGUAGUGUUGAUGGAGUGAGUUGUUGUUGUUGUUGCUGUUGUGAUGUGGUGGUGAUGGACUGGGACGUUGUCGUUUGAGGCUUGCUGGUUGGAGCAUGCUGCUUGGUGCCAAGUGGAGUGUUGAUGAGGUUGAAGUUGGAAGUGGUGCUCUCCCACUGAACAGUCACCCCCGCUUUAAUGGUUAACUGGACCACUUCAAAAAACUCUGAAUACUGAAUACUGAUCGGAAUAUUCCCGAGAAUACACAAACAACCGGUUCCAUGUCAUAAACGGAAGACACCGCUUCGGUUUUGGUUGUGCUUGCCGAAGGUCGACUGCCAACGCAGAAGAAGGAAACGGUGACGAACAACUUCGGACAGUCUCAUCAUCAAGACCACCACAUUAGUCCACUUCAAUUCUGCUGGUCCUGACCAUUGCCCAACAGCAUCACCAUUCAUCAUACUCACAAGAUGGCCAACCUAACCGACUUACCAGCCGAGCUAGUCCAUCAGAUCAUCGACCACAUCCUGCUUCUUCGAGCCAACCAGCCGUAUUGUGCAACCAGUCGUCGAAUCAGUAAUGAUGAGCUCCAUCAUAAGCCGAACCACAUAAAAGGACUCAAGCCGAUCGACUCGCGGCCGCCAAGAGUACCCAUCCACCAAAAAACUGAUUUUUAUUCUCGUUGGCUUGAAAACGACUAUCAACGAGACCCAAGCUCACUCCGUCAAGUUUCCUGGCCAGAGUGUCUACCAUCUAACGUUUGUUUACCACUCUCCUUGGUCAGUCGCACAUUUCGACACUGUGCCCAAGAGAGACUGUUUAAGGACGUAGUUUUAAAGGACCGAUGGCAGGCCUACUUAUUUCACCGGUCCUUGACCUGUUGUCUCAGCCAAUCGACGCGUGCCCCGAUCGUCAAUCUCCAAGCUGGCAAGCGCAGCAUUCGGAAGGACAAGGUACCACCACUGGCCCAACAUGUUCGCACCCUACAGUUCAUGUGGACCGGGUCGUGUUCGAUGGGCAAGGGUGGCGGCUCUCUGAUCUGUGAAAUCAUUCAAAGCUGUCCAUCACUCGAGAACCUCGUGAUCAGUAAUCCACUCUUAUAUAGCUGUAAGGAGCCCAUCUACCAAGCCCUUGCUGCUAAGAAAUCGAUCAAGGAAUUCGUCAUCCUCCAGGACCCUUAUUCAAAAUCUUUCCAAUGGCGAGUCGAAGAGGUCGUUGGCCGCUUAUUCGCGCAUUGGGAUCGUCUAGAGACCGUCGACUUUCACAGGCUUUCUGGCCGACCAUCGAGCCGUGCGUUGACGAUCCCGGAGGAGCCCGCAGUUCUGGGAUCGAUUCCGAUCAUCAAUCCUAACCUCCGGACGAUGAUCUUAACCCAGCCUGAUUUAGACGAGAAGCAGUUCGAACUUCUCUUGAAGAGCUCACAGGAGAGCUUACGAACACUCGAGAUCAUCAAUCCUACCGAGAGACUCAGCCGGGCCGGUCUCUGUCGGAUCCUCCAGGAGGCUACCAGCCCGGAUCUAGAAUCCUUGAGAAUCGAGGUCGAGACCUGGUGGCACCCUAUUGAACGCACCUAUGCACGCACCUACGGCUCUGAAAGCCUAGGAUCGAUGGUUGAAAGAUUGUAUGAUGACGGCUCGGAUGGUCAAGGUUCUCGUGUAGAAGGAUCGUAUGAUGAAGGCCUUGCAGGUGGCGAAGGUCUUGACAAUCUAGAAGGAUCUGUUGUUGAAGAGCUUGGCGACGAAGGCCCCGAUGUUGAAGAGGGAGCUGAGGGAUCCGAUGGCGAAGGGUUAGAUCCCGAAGACUCGGACGACCCGGCCAUCAACCCAAACUUAUUGGAUAUCGUCUUCAGCUCACAGAAGGCCUUACGAAAGCUCAAGUGUUUGUCAUUCACCGGCGAAUUGGCCAGCCCCAUGUUCUUCGACCUCUUGCCCCAAUCACUCGUCAAACUUGCUUGGGAGCAUUGUAAUAUGGAGCCAACAGUCCUCGCUGACAGACUCUCUAGCCCAAUCGAAAGCGAACACUCUUUGCCGCAUCUGUUGUGUUGUUCAGUUCGAAUUCGUUAUUGUUGGAACGAGGCCGAUCGACAGACGAUCCAAAGAGUAUUAAAAGCCCGAGGAGGAUGUCUUCAUCAAAGCAUCGAUGAUAGCUAUGGGCAAGCGGAGACUGAGAGUCAAGAGGAGCGGGAAGCACUUGAAUCCGAGUCGAUAGAUCACAAGAUCGCUCGUACUUCUUCCCACUUUUAUCACGACAGAAGAGAUGUUUGGGACGGGUAAACUCAUCUAUAGUAUGCGCACUUAUUUGCUGUAUAACUCUCUUCACAGACUUCUCUCCCUUUCCCCUUUCUUGAAGAAGAGUACUCUAUUAAAUUUGACCUAGAGUUGGUUCGCUAUCAAUCUUGAAUUCCCUUCCCCCCAUGGCAUUUUUUUCUUGUUUAGAAAGCUUUAUAGACCUCUACCAUCCUUAAUCACCCCUAGCAUAGCAAGCGUGUCGUCUUCAACUAAAUCAAUCACUGUUUGUUGAAUUGUUGAAACAUUGCCAGUAGUUGACUAUAAUUACUGUCAACUGAAGUAUCCACCCCACCCCAAACUUCUCAGUCGUUUGCGCGACCAGCAGACAAAGUACAGGCAAGCUAGGGCAAUCAACCUCAAGAGUCAAGACC
Puccinia graminis f. sp. tritici CRL 75-36-700-3 is the source of this 2645-nucleotide messenger RNA. RefSeq lists its product as uncharacterized. Gene Ontology annotation, biological process: regulation of transcription by RNA polymerase II. The coding region runs from base 457 to 2259 and encodes 600 amino acids. NCBI's taxonomy places the organism in Eukaryota, Fungi, Basidiomycota, Pucciniomycetes, Pucciniales, Pucciniaceae. The record is from RefSeq and is a predicted model, not a curated record. Gene Ontology annotation, molecular function: RNA polymerase II cis-regulatory region sequence-specific DNA binding; DNA-binding transcription factor activity, RNA polymerase II-specific. The transcript has 3 exons.